AUGGCUAUAUUCCUCUCAAUCAAAGUUCAUUUCCAAGGUGUGUUCAUCAACAAACCUUUUUGCUAUUCUGAUGGUGUUCAUCAUGUGUUCGACAACGUUGAUUUUGUUGGUAUGUCAUAUAAUGAGUUUGUGGGUUUUCUUGAACGAUUCACACAGGAGAAGUGUGAGAAACUUUAUUAUUGUCAACCCGAUUUACAAAUUCCAGAAGGUUUAACCUUGACUUCGAAUGAACUUCAAUAUCAAGAAUUUAUAGACAUUGCUUAUCAAUGUGGAGUACAAGUUCAUGUUUACAUGGACCAUUUUGGUACUACUGUGCACGUAAGUAAGGCAAAUGAAAAUUAA
Molecule: messenger RNA, 342 nt
Organism: Lactuca virosa
Lineage: Eukaryota; Viridiplantae; Streptophyta; Magnoliopsida; Asterales; Asteraceae
Source: the annotation of a GenBank genome assembly